Molecule: messenger RNA, 573 nt
Organism: Malassezia japonica
Lineage: Eukaryota; Fungi; Basidiomycota; Malasseziomycetes; Malasseziales; Malasseziaceae
Gene: VPS68
Product: Vacuolar protein sorting-associated protein 68
Exons: 1
Coding region: 1-573 (190 amino acids)
Biological process (GO): late endosome to vacuole transport via multivesicular body sorting pathway; protein targeting to vacuole
Cellular component (GO): fungal-type vacuole membrane; Vps55/Vps68 complex
Source: RefSeq, a predicted model, not a curated record
AUGGUCCGAACGAGUGAGACGCGGCGCGUGUGCCGCGUGCGGCUGCCGAAUAUCGCCUCUGCCUUGCGCACGAACCGGCGUGCGUUUGGCGUGUAUGCUUCCGGAGCGCUCUUUGCGGCGGGGUGGUGGAUCUUUUUGGAUGCGUGCGUGCGCUCGCACCACCUGCACCGUCCGCCGCCCGGCGACGAGCCGUUUCAGCCCCCCGGCGUCUCGAUCAAGCUGGACGACUGGGUGAGUGGCCUGAGCACGACGCUCGGCCUCGCGAUUGUGAAUAUGAUCAACAAGCAGCACCUGCUCGACGAGGGCGCGCUGCAGUCGGGCGCCUGGAACGAGGACCCGGUGCUUUGGCGGACGCGCAUGUGGCUCUUUAUCGGCUUUGCGUUCCUCGCGGGGGGCAUGGCUGGCUCGAUGGCUGUGCUGAUCAUCAAGUAUAUGGCCAACAACGCGGCCGAGGGGCUGGUCGAGCUCGGCGUGGCCGGCGUCGUGCAAAACAUGGCCAUCAUGGCCUGCGCGGUGAUCCUCUGGUUCAGCCAGCGCGUGGAGAGCGACUACGAGUACAACCUGACCCUAUAG